CGAUGCGUGAGAACGAAUGCAGCCAGUCUAGAUUGGAGACAUUUUUAUGAGCGGAGACCUGACUAAACUCUGAUGUCUUUAACUGUGAGCUGACAGCACGGAAAAGAAGCAGCCACUAACUUUCUACUGGUAGUUAUACUUUGAGGAUUUAAGCAUCCUCAGGGGUAUACGUGUAGUGCUCUUGUAUUUCUGGGCAAUGAGAUGAGAUGAGGGCCUGGCAUGGCAAACUUAUUCUCGUCUUGUUUUUUUUGGGAUGCGUUUUUAUGUUAACCUCCCGGCGCGCACCGCAACCAGAAAACUCACCAUUGCAGCUCAGUUUAGUCUAUGACAGAUUAAUACGAGCAGAACAACGAGGGGUGGCCUUAUCAGAAGAACUGCUUAAAUUACUGGGUCAACUUCAAAACAGCAACAAUGCUGUAUUUAAUCUCACAUCCAACAACUCCUCAGCGAUAUGGCAAGAGAGGACAUUUCGGCGCUUUUUGUCCACACAGCCUAAUGCCCUCCUCUAUUUGCCCCACCUGAAAGAGCACAAAGACAGUCUGAAACCCAUCGUUCACCUGGGAAAAGGACGCACUGGAGUGUCCCUGGUGUUAGGAGUUCCCACUGUACAUCGGCAGCAACAGAGUUAUCUUGUGAACACACUCCAAUCUCUCCUGUAUGACCUUUCAACUGCAGAGAGGAAGGAUAUUGUCAUUAUAGUAUUUGUUGCAGAGACAAAUGCAACAUUUGUGAAUGCUGUUGCAAAGAGUGUACGGGACAAUCUCCCAGAUGCUGUGAGUUCUGGAUUGAUAGAGGUGAUCUCCCCUUCAACUCACUUCUACCCAGACUUCACUGCCCUGAAGGAAACCUUUGGAGACUCCAUGGAGCGAGUCAGAUGGAGGACCAAGCAGAACCUGGACUACAGCUUCCUCAUGCAGUAUGCCCAGAAUAAGGGCACAUACUAUGUCCAGCUCGAGGAUGAUAUUGUAGCUAAGCAAGGAUACUUUGAGUCCAUGAAAACAUAUACCGAAGAGGUGUUUUCCGAGGAGUGGCUUUUCCUGGAGUUCUCCCAGCUGGGAUUCAUUGGCAAACUUUUUCGGACGUCGGAACUGCCAAUGAUUGUGGAGUUCAUUCUGAUGUUCCACAAAGACAAGCCUAUUGAUUGGCUGCUUGAUCACAUCCUGUGGGUGAAAGUGUGUAAUCCGGAGAAAGAUUCAAAACACUGCGAUGAUGAGAAGGCCAAACUGAAGAGAACUCACAAACCUUCCCUGUUUCAGCAUGUCGGUUUGCAUUCCUCCCUACCUGGAAAAAUUCAAAACCUUCAAGAUAAAGAUUUUGGGAAACAGGUGCUGUUCAAAGGCCACCCUAAUCCACCUGCAACACUCAGCAGCAGUCUGCAACACUAUCAGGAUUACUCUUUGGAAAGGGGUUACAAUGGGGAAAACUUCUUCUGGGGCCUCACACCCAAAAAAGGAGACUACAUCCUCAUCAUCUUUACUAAACCUGAAGCUGUCAAACAGUACCUUUUUCGAAGUGGUAAUAUUGAAACAAAUGGUGACAGGUUUUACAACACAACAGUGGAGGGACUUCCUUUUAAUAGCUCUGUAAUAGAGAGGGUGAAGAGAGGAGAACUGCCCUGCUGUAAACCCUCAACCGAUGGCUUUGUUGUGAUAGGUUCUUUCAAGAAUGGGAUAGCUGAAGGAGACGUGGAUGGAGCAUUACAGAAAUUAUCAGCCAUACGACUCGUGGUUCACUCAGAUUCUGAUGUCUGGGUUCUUCUCAGUGAGAUCUUUAUUAAAGUUUGAUGAGCAGAGGAGAGUGGAGACAUUUGAGCUGUAUGGUUACCGGUUCAUUAAAUACCUUGUGUGAUGGACAACAGCGCACCCUGUGGUUUUGGACAACUGCCAUUUCUGUGUGCAAUCCAUCCUUCAUUGCUGUGUGAAUGAUACAGAAUUACAACUUCUCUCGUUGAAUUGAGUGGAAAAAAGUGUUUACAUUGUCAUUUUAGUAAUGUGGUCCAUGGGUCGCACGGUUCACUCAUUUAUUCAUUUUAUUGUCUAAAUUAUUUUUGUGUUUUAAUUAAUUGUUAUGUGUUACAAAUGAACUACAGUAAAUUGGCCAGAGGGACCAUGCACAAAAGAGGCUGUGUUAUUAUGGUAUUGAAAAAACAUUUGACUGAAAUAUCAACUUUCAAACUAAUAUCAGAGCACAGGUGAUUCCAAACAAAUGGCAAAAACAUCGACUGUUUGCAAACCAAUCUUAUUGUGGCAUUUUUUUUUUUUAUAUAUAUAUAUAUAAUCUAGGGCAAUUGUUCUCAACCGGAUUUGCUUCAGGGCCCAGAUUUUACAUUGGACAUCAAGUGUUGACCCUGCACAAUACCAAAAUACAUUGGGUACAAUGGGGCUAAAGGCACCUCUUAAAGCAAUAGUUCACCCAAAUAGUUCUCAUCAUUUACUCUCCCUCAUGCCAUCCCAGAUGUGUAUGACUUUCUUUCUUCUGCUGAACACAAAUUAAGAUUUUUAGAAGAAUAUUUCAGCUCUGUGGGUCCAUACAAUGCAAGUGAAUGGUGACCAAAAUUGUUAUGCUCCAAAAAGCACAUAAAGGCAGCAUAAAAGUAAUCCAUAUGACUCCAGUAGUUUAAUCUAUAUAUUCAUAAGCGAUAUGAUAGUCAUGGAUGAGAAACAGAUCAACAUUUAAGUCCAUUUGUUAGAAAUUCUCCUCCCUGCCCAGAAGGGGGUGUAGGCAUGAAAAAUGUGAAUCACCAAAAACAAAAGAAGAAGAAAGUGAAAGUUAAAGUGGACAUUGACUGGGCAGGGAGAAGAAUUUAUAGUAAAAAUGGACUUAAAUAUUGAUCUGUUUUUCACCCACACCUAUCAUAUCGCUUCUGAUGAUAUAGAUUUAACAACUGGAGUCUUAUGGAUUACUUUUAUGCUGACUUUAUGUGAUUUUUGGAGCUUCAAAAUGUUGACAUCCAUUCACUUGCAUUGUAUGGACCAAAAGAGCUGAGAAAUUCUUCUAAAAAUCUUUGUUUGUGUUCUGCUGAAGAAAGAAAGUCAUACACAUCAGGGAUGACAUGAUGGUGAGUAAAUGAUGAGAGAAUUUUCAUUUUGGGUGAACUAUCCCUUUAAGGAAAGUGUGUGUUUUUUUUUAUUUUUUUUUUUAUGGUUGACAAAGUGAACCAAGAUAGAAAAAUAAAUUAUUUUAUUUAAUAUUCAUGGAGCAAUAUAAUUUGUGUGAAAAGAAAUAAUGACAUAAGUUUGUUUUGAUUAAAAUUCAUAUAAAAAAGGUUGCCUUUUACUCCUUUUACUUUGGGGGUUAUAGUAAUAUAGAUAAAUGGGCAAUAGAUAAAAGACUAAAUUUGUCAACUCGUGCAAAUACUAUUGAGACAGCAAGAUGCUUUUUUUUUCUUUUUUUUUUCACAAUUUCAAAUAAUAAUACUUAUUCAAAAGAACCACUUCAGAAAAGGGUGCACUGUUAGUUUCAGUCACAUUUUGCAUUUCAUAACAUCUAAGGUAUUCUAUAAACAAAUAAAUCUCCACUGUGAUUGGAUCAGUCAGUGUGAGCCCACUUUGAACAUUCUUAACAAAAGUAUUCCCCCCCAAUGCUCCUAUUGCAUUCAGAAUCUGCAUACACCUUUUGCAUUCGCUGGUCAAUUUUGAAUCGGUGGAAUUCAAGCUUAUAAAUCAUUCAUAAAUCAGUCAUUCAUAGAUGAAAUGGUGUUCAUCUAAAACUAUAUUGUAAGUUAUUAAUAAGUUCUUAACUGUUAAUACAGAACAAUAUU
Molecule: messenger RNA, 3760 nt
Organism: Myxocyprinus asiaticus (Chinese sucker)
Lineage: Eukaryota; Metazoa; Chordata; Actinopteri; Cypriniformes; Catostomidae
Product: alpha-1,3-mannosyl-glycoprotein 4-beta-N-acetylglucosaminyltransferase B-like
Exons: 15
Coding region: 207-1784 (525 amino acids)
Biological process (GO): protein N-linked glycosylation
Cellular component (GO): endoplasmic reticulum-Golgi intermediate compartment; endoplasmic reticulum; Golgi stack
Molecular function (GO): acetylglucosaminyltransferase activity
Source: RefSeq, a predicted model, not a curated record